Messenger RNA from Vigna angularis (adzuki bean), 1605 nucleotides. RefSeq lists its product as uncharacterized. The transcript has 5 exons. The coding region runs from base 1 to 1605 and encodes 534 amino acids. Lineage: Eukaryota; Viridiplantae; Streptophyta; Magnoliopsida; Fabales; Fabaceae. The record is from RefSeq and is a predicted model, not a curated record.
AUGACUUUUGAUUUAGGAUUUGUUGUGGUAAUAGUAAGAUCUGACAUAGCUACUGGUGUACGGGGAAGAAAAACGUAUGUCAUACUUGGAUGUGAAAGAGGGGGAAAAUAUAGGAAAUACAAAGCUGAUGCAGUGGCUAGUGUAUACGGCACUCGUAAAUGUGAAUGUCCGUUUAGAUUAAAGGGUAAACCAUGUUCAGAUGGGGCCGGAUGGGUGUUGAAGGUGAUGUGUGGACAUCACAACCAUGAGUUGGCUGAAACUUUAGUGGGUCACCCUUAUGCUGGCAGAUCAUGGCCUUUGUUCUUUGAAUAUGUUAAUCAGACUUGGAUUAUUCCGUACAACACAUACUUUGUAAAGUUCUGGACGAACAAAGUAAUGCAUUUAGGGAACACAACCACAAAUAGGGCUGAAUCUGCUCAUUGGAGCCUGAAGAAAGUUCUGGGCAAUAGUAUGGGUGAUUUGUGUUCUUGUUGGGAUAGUAUUCAUAACGUCAUUAUCUUACAACACAACAAGAUUAAGGCGUCAUUUGAAAGUAGUUUGUUGCUCAGGAGUGACCAUUUUAAAGGCUACAUAUAUAGAGAACUUAUUGGGCGUGUGUCUCGAUAUGCAUUGGAUCUCAUUGCUAAGGAAUUGAAAAUAGUGCAGCAGAUAGGAUUGGACUCCUCAAAGUGUGGAUGCGUAUUGAGACGUACAUUUGGUGUCCCAUGUGCAUGUGAAUUAGCACGAUAUGAUCCUAGGAUGAUCCCUAUAGGUGAAUUUCAUAUCAUGUGGCGAAGAUUGCAUUUCUUAAAUGUUGAAUUAAAUGAAACUAAGCCUCAGUUAUCCAUUAAAGAUGAGUUGAAACAAGUAGAAGAACGAUUCAAUGAGGUUGACAUUGGCGGUAAAGUCACCAUCAAGCAAAAGUUACUUGAAAUUGUUUGUCCUACAUUGACAUCAAUGGUCCCUCCAUUACAUAAAGUCAAGACAAAGGGUGCACAAAAAAGUAAAGUUAAACGAAGUGAAAGGUCUACUACGCGGGAUCCAUCAUAUUUUGAGUAUGUGGACGCCUUUCAUUCAACCAUAGAAUCUUCAUCUGUGAGAAGUAAAUUACAAUCAAAGCCAAAAGCAAUGAAGAAAAGGAGAGUUCCAAUGAUAGACCAGUUUCAUUCUACUACUCACCCCUUCAUUGUGGACGUUGUUGAUGUUGUGGCUGAUGGUCACUGUGGGUAUAGAUGCAUUGCUGCGUUGUUGGGACUCGGAGAAGAUUCAUGGCCCGUUGUGAGGAAUGAGUUGUACAAAGAACUCAGUGCAUGGCGUGAUGAAUAUGCAAGCCUAGUAAGAGGCUAUGAUAGACUAGAAGAACUGAGGACCUCUUUGUUGGUGCAGUCACUGUCCGCGGCUAACAAGAGCAAGUGGAUGACAUUACCAGACAUUGGUUAUGCAAUUGCUAACCGAUAUAACGUUAAGCUACAAGAAGGUUGUCCGUUGCCCAUGGUGAAUAUCAUGUCCUCAACCCACGGUUAUCCUGAGGCACGAGCGUGGUCAUCUAUUUAUACUAGUAGGAUGCACGCAUUUGAACAGUUGAUGGACAUAACAACAUCUUAUGUUGACUUAGGUGAUUCGUGA